Molecule: messenger RNA, 1347 nt
Organism: Zygosaccharomyces rouxii
Lineage: Eukaryota; Fungi; Ascomycota; Saccharomycetes; Saccharomycetales; Saccharomycetaceae
Gene: HOS2
Product: histone deacetylase HOS2
Exons: 1
Coding region: 1-1347 (448 amino acids)
Molecular function (GO): histone deacetylase activity
Source: RefSeq, a predicted model, not a curated record
AUGUCGACGUUUCAGUAUGAUAUAAAGACAGAGAAGGAGCAGCCAGGGUUCCAAUUUGGAUCUUCUUACUGUCCGAGAGUUUCCUACCAUUUUAAUCCCAAGGUUUCCAACUAUCACUAUGGUACAAAACACCCUAUGAAGCCAUUCAGAUUAAUGCUGACGGAUCAUUUGGUAUCGUCAUAUGGAUUGCACAAAAUCAUGGAUCUUUAUGAAACCCGUGUUGCCACCUGGGAAGAGAUGACAGCGUUCCAUAGUGAAGAAUACGUGGAUUUCAUGAAGAGAGUCACACCAGAGAAUUUGAAUAAAUUACCAAGAGGUACGCUAGAGAAGUUUAACAUUGGAGAUGACUGUCCGAUUUUCCCCAAUCUCUACGAUUACAGCUCCUUAUAUGCAGGUGCAUCUCUUGAUGCUUCUAGGAAACUUAUUAAUGACCAAUCCGAUAUUGCCAUUAAUUGGUCCGGUGGAUUACAUCAUGCAAAGAAGAGUAAUCCUUCCGGAUUUUGUUACGUGAAUGACAUUGUACUAGCAACUUUAAAUUUACUGCGAUAUCAUCCAAGAGUUUUAUACAUUGAUAUUGAUCUACACCAUGGUGACGGUGUACAAGAGGCCUUCUAUACCACUGAUAGGGUUUACACAGUAUCUUUCCACAAGUACAAUGGCGAAUUUUUCCCGGGUACCGGUAAUCAUGAUGAAGUUGGAUGUGCAAGAGGUAAGCAUUUUGCCCUAAACGUACCAUUGCAAGAUGGUAUUGAUGAUGAUUCCUACAUUAAUCUUUUCAAAUCGAUUAUCGACCCCUUAAUCACUUCUUAUAAGCCGACUGUUAUUGUUCAACAAUGUGGUGCAGAUUCUUUGGGUCAUGAUAGGCUAGGUUGUUUCAAUUUAAACGUCAAAGCUCAUGGUGAAUGUGUUAAUUUUGUUAGAUCAUUUGGAUUACCAAUGUUAGUGGUGGGGGGUGGUGGAUAUACACCAAGGAAUGUUUCUAGAUUAUGGACUUAUGAAACGGGAAUUUUAAACAAUGUACUUUUGCCAAAGGAUUUACCUGAAGGAAUUCCAUUCCGCGAUAGAUUCGGUCCUGAUUAUUCGUUGUACCCAGUACUAGAUGAAUUGUACGAAAAUAAAAACGGUAAAAAAUAUUUAGAAGAUAUCAGAAUACGAUCUUUGGAAAGUAUAAGGUAUAUGAAGGGUGCUCCAAGUGUAUGGAUGGAUGCAGAGAUAAUACCUACUCAAGAUAUUAGUGGAUUGACGGAAGAAGAAGAAGAGGCUAUAAGAGAAUUAAAUGAGGAAAACGAUACUUUGAGGUUGGAACAAAUUGAAAAGGAUAAUGCCAAGUUAGGCGAGAUGAUGUAA